Messenger RNA from Rhodamnia argentea, 1265 nucleotides. RefSeq lists its product as uncharacterized. NCBI's taxonomy places the organism in Eukaryota, Viridiplantae, Streptophyta, Magnoliopsida, Myrtales, Myrtaceae. The coding region runs from base 165 to 1076 and encodes 303 amino acids. The transcript is spliced from 5 exons. The record is from RefSeq and is a predicted model, not a curated record.
ACGGCGCGACUGCUUUCUCGUCCUCUGCCUCGCUCCCGAGCCAAUACCAUAGCCGGAACCAGAGAGGCGAUCGAUGCCAAACACCAACAAUCUCUUCUCGAAACCCUAGCCUCACUUCACCAUCCUGUCUUCUUCUUCUUCCCCACCUCCACUGCAUCUCCGUAAUGACCUCGGAAGUCGCUUCUUACUCCAUCGACGACAAGGACCUCGACGACGCGACGUUGUGGGCGUUAAUGGACUCCGCGGCCGCCUCUCUCUCCUCCAAACCUCGCAAGCUGCUCCCGAUCAAGCACUCCACUCACCAAUCCCCCACUCCUGUCUCCUACCACUCUCCUCCGGCUCUCACAUUUUCCGCCAAAUGCAACAAGCGAGCACACCACUCGCCUCGCGCGGACUCGGAUUCCAGGGUUCUCAGGGACGGAGAGGUCGUCCAGGAGCCGGUGGACAGCGGUUACAGGCCACUGCCGCCUCCGCAGAAGAUCGCCAGGUCUUGGGGCUACGAAGCGAGCGAGGCCAGUCCCCUGCCGCUGGUGAGGAGUGCACAGCGGACGCCGACGACGCCGAUGCGUUCGUCGCCAGAGGCGUACUUGUCGCCGGAGAUCUCGAGGUCGGCAAUGAGCUCGCCGGGGUACUAUGUGCAGAGCGAGGAGAAGGAGGUCAUGAGGCAUUGCUUGAAUGGGAAGUUUCCUACGGUUUCGCUGUUCAAGGAGUAUCAGAAUGCUGCCAUGGCGAUUCUGGAGAAGACUGACUACACAAUGAUUUCCGGGAACCCAUUUAUAAAGAAGUCGGGUUGGAGAAAAAUAUCAUUCUACUUCAAUCUUUCUUACGAAAUCAGAGAUAAGACUAUUGAAUUUGAUGAGAACAGGAAUGUACAGCGUGCUGAAUUCGUCAUCAGAGCAUACAUGCAGGGUGGUCGAUUUUCUGAUGGUUGGGGCUCAUGCGAGCGGCGAGAGAAGAGAUUUUCAAAACCAAAUCAUGAUAUCCCUAGUACAGCAGAAACUAGAGCCAAAAAUAAGGCCUGCCAGGACUUGCUAGGCAUCGGGGAGUAUCGUCCUGGUGCAAGCCGUGCUCCGUGAAGAGCAACUCUUCUCUUCCUGGCACAGAUAAGGUCCUCGUCAAUUUACCAUAUCCAAUUCUUUGCUCCUUCGGUAGCUCUCACGAUUCUCCGGGACCAGAAUCGUACGUUGCUAGUAACAAAACAGUUGUUCUAGGCACCGGUAGCGAUAAUCAAAUCUUGGAGGGGGAGGCAGAAGAUAUUCGGGAAA